AUGUCUCUAGUCACAUGUUUAAUAGUCUUUGUGGCUAUGGUUGCGUUUUUCUCUAUCAGAAAGGCGCGGUUGUGGGCCAAGCUGCCUCCAGGACCACCUCGUCUACCUUUCAUUGGCAAUCUGCAUCAAGCACCUACUAAUGCUCUCUGGCUUACCUUUCAAAAUUGGGUCAAGCAAUAUGGCCCCUUGGUAGGACUCGACUUUGGCGGUACUAUUAUAAUCAUCGUCGGCGACUACGAGACGGCUCGCGACCUGUUGGACAAGCGUGCCAGCAUCUACAGCAGCCGUCCACGCAUGGUCAUGGCGCAAGAGCUUGUCUGCAAAGGUCACAACAUUUUGUUUAGGCCGUCUGGAGCUGACCUAUCGCGUCACCAACAGAUGGAGGCUCCUGUUUUGAGCCCACGCGCAUCAACUUCCUACACUCCACUGCAAGACAUCGAGAGCCGCAUUUUACUCAAGAAUUUCCUAAACACCAAUGACUAUGAGAUUCAGUUCGAACGAUACGCUGCAAGUAUCGUGUACACUCUAGCAUAUGGACUGCGCGUUGAAACAGGCAAAGAAUGGCAGCUUCAGGUCAAUCACCAAAAUGUGGAACAUCUUGUAUUGGCAGGAGAAAUGGGUAGAUGGAUAGUGGACUCUCUACCAUUCCUCAAGUAUCUACCUGGUUUCCUAGCUCCAUGGAAGAAAACGGCAGAAAAAUGGCAUCGAGAGUGUACAGACAUGGCAACAACAAAUAUGCAAGACGCUCUUAGCCGUGAUGGAUGGAACUGGAGCAAAGACUUUGCAAACUCCAAAGAAGCAAAACAAAUGCCUAAAGUCGAAUUGGCCUGGGAUUUGAGCAUGUUGUGCGACGCGGGCAUUGAGACGACAAAUAUGAUGCUUCAAAUCUUUACGCUCGCAUGUCUGGCGUAUCCAUACUGGAUUCCGAUCGCACAAAGGGAACUGGAUUCCGUGGUGGACGACGGAAGACUGCCCAGUUUCGAAGAUCUCGACAAAUUGCCAUAUAUUCACGCUGUUAUGGAAGAAAUCUUUCGAUGGCGCCACAUUCUUCCUACUGGCAUCCCACAUGCAACCACAAAGGAUGAUCACUACAAAGGCUUCCUCAUACCUAAGAACUCAAUCAUAAUCCCUCUCUUCAUCUCUAUGCGCAACGACUCCAGCCUGUACCAAGCACCUUCUGAGUUUAGGCCGGAGCGUUGGCUCAAUGGGAAGGCGCAAUCCGGAAAUUUUGGGUAUGGUCGCAGAAUCUGCCCAGGCCGCUUCAUCGCACGCAACUCCUUGGCGAUUGCGGUUUCGAGACUACUGUGGGGAUUCAAUAUCACAGGGAGACAGAUGUUCGUUGAUGAGGAUUCGUUUACGAAAGGGUUUGUGUCAAGUCCUAAGCGGUUUGAGGCGUAUUUCGAAGCCAGGAGUGAAAAGCAUAGAACUCUGAUCGAGAUGGGAUAUCAGCAGGAGGAUAAAGAUGUCCCGAAGUUGCUCGAUGAAAUCAGGGCACGGCAGGUAGCAUCGGGACUAACUCCACGCACUUAG
Messenger RNA from Parastagonospora nodorum SN15, 1530 nucleotides. RefSeq lists its product as hypothetical. The record is from RefSeq and is a predicted model, not a curated record. The coding region runs from base 1 to 1530 and encodes 509 amino acids. Lineage: Eukaryota; Fungi; Ascomycota; Dothideomycetes; Pleosporales; Phaeosphaeriaceae. The transcript is spliced from 2 exons. Gene Ontology annotation, molecular function: oxidoreductase activity, acting on paired donors, with incorporation or reduction of molecular oxygen; iron ion binding; monooxygenase activity.